GCUUGGUCAGUCUCAAUAUACAGAACAUACUGUUUACUGGUUGGCUGUUUCAUCUGCUAUAUCAGAGGGAAAGGUGUCGGAAGAAAAGUGUUUGACAAAGUGCAAGAAAUAUAUGAUACUGAGUUGGCUGAUUAAUCUCAUUAAAAGGAGUUAAAAAGGGAUAGAUGCUAAUUUUGUAUGUGGUAGGAUAUGGGACGACUUAUUUAUUUAAAACGUCAAUCUUAUAUAUGAGGAUGGUCGUCCUGUUGUAGGGAAAUGUGUUGAAAGAAAAGUGUUUGGCAGAGUGCAAGAAAUAUAUGAUACUGAGUUGGACUUUUCAAAUGUGUGUCAGAAGACUCACAUUUGAAUAGAUUUGGUUUGAAUUUGAAUUUGAAUAGAGUUAAUCAAUUAUGAAUUCAGAAAAAAAGAAGAAUAAUGUAACAUACUUGUAGAGGAUUAUGAAGUGACGAAAGAAUAAUACCAGAUGGAAUUAGCCUAAACUAAGAAAAAUCAAACAAAGAUUGGUUUUAUCCAACUAUCCUAUAUCGUAACAAAGACAACCUUGGAGUAAAGCUCAUAAAAUAUUGGGCUAUCAAUUAUUGGUUUUGUCCAACUAUCUCUUUUUAAUCAAUUAUGAAUUCAGAAAAAAAAAGAAGAAUAAUGUAAUAUACUUGUAGAGGAUUAUGAAGUGACGAAAGAAUAAUACCAGAUGGAAUUAGCAUAACUAAGAAAAAUCAAACAAAGAUUGGUUUUAAACAAUUAUUGGUUUUAUCCAACUAUCCUAUAUCGUAACAAAGACAACCUUGGAGUAAAGCUCAUAAAAUAUUGGGCUAUCAAUUAUUGGUUUUAUCCAACUAUCCAAUUAUUGGUUACUUAGGAUGGUUGUCCUGUUGUAGGAAAAGGUGUCGGAAGAAAAGUGUUUGACAAAGUGCAAGAAAUAUAUGAUACUGAGUUGGUUGGCAAACUGUUCCUUAGUUUUUUCCUUUACUUCUUCUUCUCUUUGUUCCUCCACUCCUUUCUGUUUUCCUUCUUCUGUUUCCCUCUUCUUUUUCCUUUUAAAUUUUUCCCUUUUCUUUUUCUGCAUUUCCUUUUUCUCCACUUUUUUGAUUGUUCAGCAUCUUCCUCAUCUUUCUGAACUUCGCUCCACCUUUGCCAACUCUCCCUUGAUGUCGCUGCAUCUCCGUUAAGCCAUUUCAUUAUUGAGUUUUAAACACUUUCAUUAACAGCUUCUGGUUCCAAUUGGUCUUUUCAAAGGUGUGUCCCAAGACUCACAUCUCAGAAACCUUGCCCGAUGAGCGCCAACUAUCCUUGACCUUCACUUCGCCCUUUGAUUGUUCGGCAUUGAACUAUCUUUAUGUUGUCUGGUGAUGUGGUUGCCUUUCAAGCAAUUGAACAAAAACUCAGGAAAAAUACAACAUUCUUCAAACUCAGUCCAUCUAAUUCCCUAGGUUCAAGCAGUGUUUUAGAAUGGUCACUCAAAACAAUUGAGACCGUUGAAGAUGCAUCCAAAAAGGAUUUAACAAAAUCAACUGUUGCAAGAAGUGAAGAAAUUGAAUAUUCAGAUUUAAAUAUGAAUGUGGAAUUAACACCAACCAAGCCCUAUGUGAGUACUUCAGUUAAUAAAGAAGAUAAUGUUACAGCUACAUACGAAGAUUCAACAGAUUCAAAAAUAAGAGACAAAGGGAAAGAUAAAAUUUCAGAAACAACUUUCUGUAAAUUCUCAUUGCCAUCAAAAGGUAUUGUUAUAGCUGAUGAAGGCCAUCGAAUUGCUGACAGAAACAUGAAAAACAAGCCCCUGAAACAUUCAACUGCCGAUACACCUGCUACUGUGAAUUCUCCUAAGGUUUCACCUGCUGAGUGGACAACACUCUGUCGCACACGCAAGAGUGGAGACAAACUGUCUCCAAUGACUCCAGUACAAAAUGAAGACACGAAACCUAACUCGGUUUGUGAACAAAGUGUUGUUCGAAAAAAACUCCGUCUCACAACACCACAAUCUGUUGAAAAUGAAGAUCAUGACUCUGCCACCAAGGACCCAACUAAUGCUGUACCAGACAGUGAUGCAAAAACGUCUACACCCAAGAAUGAUCAUGUCACAGAUCUUUGAAAGAUAUUGGCAGGAAAUAAAAAAAAACAGCAAUGUAUAUAGGUAAAUGAACUAGCUACUAUGAAAAACUUCAAAGGUGUGGUACCGUCACCCCCUUUUUAUGAAAAAAAAAUUGCUUGCAUGAUAAUUACAUCAGUGACAUCUAUUAAACAUGAGGAGAAAAAAUCCUCUGUAUCUUUUGUAUUGCUCCAGCAUUGCAUUAAAAUAAGUUUAGAUGAAGGUAGAAUAUCCAAUGUAAGCAGUGCUGUUGAGUUAAAUCUUUUGAAGAAUUUUCUAAGAACAUGUACAAUAGUUAAUGUUCCUGGAAAACACUACAAAGGGUAGUAUGUUGAUUAUUAGAAAAAUACACUGAUGUAAUGUUCAUUCAUAAAUCAACAUAUAUAAAAUAUAAAUAUUAUGCUAAA
Messenger RNA from Chenopodium quinoa (quinoa), 2490 nucleotides. RefSeq lists its product as uncharacterized. The coding region runs from base 1334 to 2086 and encodes 250 amino acids. NCBI's taxonomy places the organism in Eukaryota, Viridiplantae, Streptophyta, Magnoliopsida, Caryophyllales, Amaranthaceae. The transcript is spliced from 4 exons. The record is from RefSeq and is a predicted model, not a curated record.